AUGGCUCCCCCACAGUUAGGCGCGACAUUUGUCCCCGGCGGCUUCGAUGAUUAUUAUAUGCCAGAAGUCGUUGCUCCCUCCCCCCAAAGGGUAACCCCUCAGGUCCCUCAAAAUAUGCAAGAGGACCUCCAGCGCAUGGAGCUCGAGGCUACUUCCGUUGAACCACGAUCACAAACCGAUUCAGGCCCAGGUCCUCGUCACUCUCGUGAACCGUCGCUCUCUACUUACACCAACCCUCGGGGAGCCGACCCGCCCAGGCCCCAGCCGGCAAUACAGGUCUCGAGCGACGACAUCCGAGCAUACCAGUCCACCGAUAAGAUCUCUGAGAGUCUCAGCACCAUGAGCUUCGACGCCCCCUCAUUUUCGCCUUUUCCCAAGGUCAAGGGCGAUAACAUCCCCCCAACUGAUGAGGAAAAGGAAGAGAUUCUCUGGAACGCGCGCAAGCAUGUUCUUCACUCACAGAAUGUUUCAAUGCAAAUUACAUGGGCGCGCGACGUCCUUACUUGGGCCGACAUUUCCCAAGAGUCCAUGAUACGCGAGUAUGGUGAAAAGGCCCGACCUGCAACGCCCCGCAUCGAACACGAACUCCGAGUCGAUGCAAUCAACAUUAUUACCUACUUGUCGCAGCAAGAACACCCUGAAGCACUCUACAUGCGCUCAAAAUGGCUCGAGUUUGGCAAAUUUGGUAACCGUGUUGACAAGCGCGAGGCUUAUAUCGGCUACAAGCGCGCCGCAGAACUCGGUCAUGGACGAUCCGAGUAUCGCAUGGGCAUGUUGUAUGAGCAGUCGAAUGACAUGUCCAAGGCGAAGGAGCAUUACUAUCGCGGCCUUUCCCUCAAGGACUCAGCCUCAUUGUACCGAAUGGGCAUGAUGAGCCUUUUAGGCCAACAUGGCGAGACGAAAGAUUACUCGACUGGCCUGGAGCGGAUACAGGCCGCUGCCGACAGCUCCGACGAAGACGCCCCUCAGGGUGCUUAUGUUUACGGUAUGCUCAUAGGACGCGACUUACCGGACAUCACAAUCCCUGAGGGCUUGUUGCCCAACAACCCAUUGACGACAAAGAUGUAUAUCGAGAAGUCGGCUUAUCUUGGGUUUGCUAAGGCCCAACUCAAGAUGGGACAAGCAUACGAACUGUGCCAGUUCGGAUGUGACUUCAACCCGUCGUUCUCCCUUCACUACUACGGUCUAGCAGCUAAGCAAGGUCUCCCCGAGGCAGCCCUCGGUGUGAGUCGAUGGUUCCUCUUUGGCUACGAGGGUGUUUUCAAGAAGAACGAGUCGCUCGCGUACAAGUAUGCUCAAGAGGCUGCUGCCGCUAAGCUACCGACAGGAGAAUUUGCCCUGGGCUACUACAACGAAAUAGGAAUCCAUGUGGAGAAGAGCUUGUCAGAAGCUAGAAAGUGGUACCAGCUGGCCGCCGAUCACGGUAAUCAAGACGCCCUUGGCCGACUCGAUUCUCUGGACGAGAAUAACACUCUGUCCAAAUCUGACCACGAAACUACCACACUGACCCGCAUCAAGUCGCAACACGGAUCCCAGCGAGGCAAGCGUCCUGAUCGCUUCAAGCAGCCACAGCAAAUGCCUACUCUCAGUGAAGGAAGUGCCCCUGCUUCACCUUCACUAGACGGACCAGGUUACCCCAAGCCACAGGAUCCGCAGUCCAAUCCUUCUCUCGGAAUACGGCCGACCAUCGUCUCGGAGCACGUUAACUUCCCAGACCCCUCGCGGGCUUCUUUUGUACUCCCUGCGGCAACAGACAGACCUCCUGCCUUCAAUGUUAGGUUGGACGCCAACCAAGGCCCAGUGCGACCCCAAUCGGCAGCUCCCUACCCCGAAGAUGACCGGCCACCACCCCUAACAGUUCGUUCCAAGUCCACGGCACCUUACCCAGAGGACGAUACCCAAGGUCCUACCUCUCCUCGUUUCAACCAAGGCGGACGCAUGGGACCUCCUUCAGGACCCCCUUCAGAUCGCCCAUCAAGUGCUUUUGGCAUCAAGCCACAAUCAGGUGGUCCUCGUCCUAUGCCGCAAUCCCAGUCGAUGGGUAAUCUUCACCCUGGAGGCCCAGGAGGUCCUGGCCGACCCGACCCCCGCAACAGAGCUGCAUCCACUGGAUGGGAAGGCCAACAAGGACCCGGAGGACCCGGAGGACGUCCUUCUCCCUAUCCAGAAGACAACGGAGCACCGUACGGUGGAUUACAAAAGACACCUACUGGUGGCCAAUACUCGCCGGGCUUGCAAAACCCUCAGUCCCAAAACUAUGAACGCUUCUCGCGCGUACCUGGAGCUAGUGGGCGCCCCGAGCGUGGGAGCUCUCUUCCCCAGAAUCAGCAGCAACAGCAGCAACAAUUACCACCUCAGGCGAACCGACCCCCACGAACGUCAAGUGCUCAGCCACCAAUGGUGUCUGGGGGUGCUGGCCCGGGCGGCAGGCCGUCUCCGGGACCUUAUGGCGGACCCCAAGGAGGACCCCAAGGGGGCCCAUCUGGUCCUCCAAGAACUGGAAGUGCACCCCCAUCACAGUUCCAGCGGCCCGAUAACAGGCCGAGCCCUGCUCCCAGCGCUGCAACGAUGCCACCAAAGGGAGCAGGCAAGCAGGGACCUGCAACAUUUGAAGAUAUGGGUAUUCCACAAGGAAAACAGGACAGUGACUGUAUCCUCAUGUAA
Fusarium tjaetaba is the source of this 2664-nucleotide messenger RNA. RefSeq names its product SKT5-like protein. NCBI's taxonomy places the organism in Eukaryota, Fungi, Ascomycota, Sordariomycetes, Hypocreales, Nectriaceae. The transcript has 3 exons. The record is from RefSeq and is a predicted model, not a curated record. The coding region runs from base 1 to 2664 and encodes 887 amino acids. Gene Ontology annotation, molecular function: protein binding.